AUGCCUAAUUCACAUGUUCAAUGCACACUAAUAAUUCUAGUAGCAUUAUUACAUGGGGCACUAUCCAUUACCUAUAAUGUAACCGAUGUGGUGCCAAACACUCCCGGAGGAAUCAGAUUUGAGAAAGAAAUUGGAGUUGAUUACAGUAGACAAGAAAUGGGGACUAUCAACCAAUUCAUAUACAAGCUUUUUGAUCAAGAAAACAAUCCUGGUGAUAGAAGACCGCAAGACUUUGUACAACUAUACAUUGACGUACAUGCUGACAAUGCUACAGCGGUCACAUCACUUGGAAACAUCAUAAAUAUGAGCUCAAUUUUUAUUCAAGACUAUGAAGGCGAUGUGAAGUGGGGUUUUACUUCUAUUCUUUACCAUGAAAUGACACAUGUUUUCCAAUGGUUACCAAAUGAUGCACCAGUUGGAUUAAUAGAAGGGAUAGCUGAUUACACCAUGCUCAAAGCCAAUUAUUUUCCACCCGGACUAGCCAAACCAGGAGAUGGUGAUAGGUGGGAUCAAGGUUACGAUGUUACAGCACGAUUUCUUGAAUAUUGUGAAAGCUUGUUAGAAACAUUUGUGGCACAACUUAACAAAAAGAUGAAGGAUUCUUACAAUGACAGUUAUUUUGUAGAUUUGUUGGGAAAACCAGUUGAUACAUUAUGGAAUGAAUACAAACAAAAAUACCACCAUGAUCCAAAGGUGGCCCGAAGUCUGUAA
Molecule: messenger RNA, 711 nt
Organism: Daucus carota subsp. sativus
Lineage: Eukaryota; Viridiplantae; Streptophyta; Magnoliopsida; Apiales; Apiaceae
Exons: 1
Coding region: 1-711 (236 amino acids)
Source: RefSeq, a predicted model, not a curated record